UCCCUUGGCUACAAAGUCUCCCUUGCUUCGUCUUCACCCAAUCUUCCAGAUUCAAUGGCGACGGCGACGGCGGCGGAGGCGGUGGAGGAGGAUACUCCGAUGAGGUCGGCGGAGCGGCAUUUCCAUGCUGCAAGAGGUAAGCGGGUUCCGAGUAAGUCGAAUUCGAACACCCUGUGCAAAGCCCUAAUUGUGGUCAUUCUCCUCUUCGUCAUACCACUGUUUCCUUCACAAGCGCCCGAUUUCAUAAGCCAGGGGGUUUUCACGGAGUUUUGGGAGAUUCUCCACCUCCUCUUCAUUGGAAUCGCGGUUUCCUACGGCUUGUUCUGCCGGAAAUGCCAUCCGUUGAUUGACGCCGAUCCAGUCCCGCAUUCGAGAACCGAGGAGCCGCGUGCGUAUUUCUCUGGUAUUGAUCACUUAUCUUCCUUCUUUGAUGAUGGAUUUGAGAGCAUGACUGCGCUUGAUGAGCGCGAUUCGACAUCUAUUUAUGGUAGGGAUAAACCCGCGGUUCAUGAAGGCUCGCAAAUUAGGGCUUUGAAUGUGAACGGGUAUAAUUUUGGGGGAAAUGCAGGAAGCGUGAAUCAAUCGUGGUGUUCACAAUACUUGAAAAGUGAAUCCUUAUUGGUUGUUUCUAGCGGGAAAAAGCUUGUAGGUGAAAGCUCCGAAAUCAAGCCAUUGAAUCUGCCGAUUAGGAGCCUGAGAUCGUCCAUUGUAGAUACUGAAAAACUGAAAUCGAAUUGCAGCCCCAAAAUUGAGGCUAAUGGCGAUGAGGAUACUCCCAAAGUCCUAAAACUCCGCGGUGUUGCUCCCAUUAAUUUAGAGAAGAAGUUUGAUGAAGUAGCUGGACCAUCACCGAUCCCCUGGCGCUCGAAUUCCAGUCGGGCAGGAAGCAGAGAAGACAAGAACAACGCCAAGGUGCACGCCCAUAGCCGUAGCCGGCCUCAUUCUGUGGGUGAAUUUGAAUUCGAGCGCAUCAAAUCGAGUUCUUAUCCAGUUCCAAAGUUUUCCACCUCUCCUGAAUUGGUGAGCCCUACUGUGGAGAGUGUAGAGCAGAGGAAUGGCUUUUCAGGUUCUCGUUCGAAAGUGGCUCCUCUUAAUGGUGAAGGAUUACCCUUUAGUGAAAAUGGUUGGUUAUUUAAUGAAGAAAAUGAUAGAGUAGGAAAAGGGAAGCAUGCUAUCGAAUCUUUAGAGUCAGGAUUCGAAUCUUCAGCCUUUGGAAAUCUGUCGUCGAAGCCCAAGUCAGUUAGGACAAUCAAGCCAAGAAGGUAUGCUAUGGAAGAACAGAAGCAAUUCUUGAGCCAGAUGGAUCAGAGGCUCGGGAGAAUACGUAAACAGUCUGAAGCAGCAGAAAAUUCGGAAAACCAAGCAACUGGAGAUGAACAAGAAAGCCCUCUUUCAGAAGCGAAAUCAAAAUUCAAUGAGUUUGGAAAUGAAGAGAAGGAAGGUGUCGACAACAGAAAUGAUGUUUCUGAACAUGAAGAAGAGAUCGAGAGUAAAGUUAGCGAGGAUCCACUUGAAGAUGAUCCUAAAACCAACCUUGAUAUUGAUUCAGAACUUGAAGGGAGCGAAGUUGAUAGAAAAGCUGGCGAGUUUAUAGCCAAAUUCAGAGAGCAAAUACGGCUCCAGAAGGUUACAUUGACAGAGGGAUAAAGAAAGCCGAUUAAAUCAUUCAUCCUUUGUAAUAUUUUGUAAUUAGGAUAGUCCAUAUAUAUAUAUAUUUUAUUUUUUUUAAACGGUACCCGUCAGCCAGCCAGCCGGCGUAAGUUGAGUGACUGUAUUAGCUUGGAGGGAUGACUCUCAUUUGGUAACUAUUGCUUGCCCUCGAUCUUGCAAAUAUGUUAUUGAUCAUGAUGAUGAGGAGAUGUUUAUGUGUUGGGGUGGGGUGGGGUGUUGAUGAUUGUGAACCAAAUGUUGUUUUAAUUAUAAUAGCCUGAAUCCAUCCACAAAUGGUAGAUGUGAAUCACAUGGUACUUGUCACACCCCACCCCACCCCACCCUGUUAUGUAUGUACUUAUUUAUUAUGUAUGGAUAGAUGGAUGGAUUCUUUAUCCAAAUGGCAGCAUUUCUUUUAUCUCUUGUUGUGGAUUUUGUAUAUAUAUAUAUAUAUAUAUGUUGUUGUAAGGGCUUGGUUUGGUGUGUUUGU
Molecule: messenger RNA, 2140 nt
Organism: Andrographis paniculata
Lineage: Eukaryota; Viridiplantae; Streptophyta; Magnoliopsida; Lamiales; Acanthaceae
Exons: 2
Coding region: 55-1647 (530 amino acids)
Source: RefSeq, a predicted model, not a curated record